Molecule: messenger RNA, 3825 nt
Organism: Spodoptera frugiperda (fall armyworm)
Lineage: Eukaryota; Metazoa; Arthropoda; Insecta; Lepidoptera; Noctuidae
Product: potassium/sodium hyperpolarization-activated cyclic nucleotide-gated channel 2-like
Exons: 8
Coding region: 99-1781 (560 amino acids)
Source: RefSeq, a predicted model, not a curated record
UGACAUUGUUUCUUCCGUCAAUAAUUUGAUGGUUUUUAUUGAAAUCAAACUAUUUUAGGGGCUCUCAUAAACCCUUUCAACUAAUUUCACCAUUAGGUAUGGGAGAUACGGAACCAUUAGAAAAAGAUGAGACCAAAACAGAGAUUCCAAAUCUGGUUCGUACAACUUCCCAUGGGUACUUCCAUGGUCAUGCAUGUCAUUUGAGUGCAGCUAAACUUUCUGCAUAUGAGUUAAAGUGUAGAGGAGUCCGUAAAUGGUUGUUCAAUAUAAUCACAGUUCAUGCUGGUGAUAUAAGGGCUAUCAAUAUGCACAGGUCCUACGCAGCGUUAUGUGCGGAGAAGUUUCGUCACUAUCAGCAUUUUCGCUACACCAUACAUCCGUACAGCAAGCUACGAUUCUAUUUGGAGUUCUUGUUCGUCUUCUUGAUGAUAGUUUCUUCUGUUGUACUAGCUUUUCAUUAUGCUGAAAAUAAUGGAGACUAUGUUGUAUACCACGCGAAAUUGCUGAUGUUCAGUGAUAGCAUGAUCAUAGUGAAUAUAAUUGUUAACUUCUUUACUGGGUAUAUAGAGGGGUAUUCCCGUAAGGUUUCCGUCUUGUCCAAAAAGAAGAUUGCAUGGAAAUACUUAACUACCUGGCUGGUAUUAGACGUGGUUGCCUGUUUCGCGAUCCCUAUCAGCUAUGACACUACGGAACACACUAUCUAUAUGCUCUUAGAGGCUAUGAAGUUAGUACGACUACCUAUCAUAAUGGUUUACUUGCAAAAUGUUCUCACUGUUAUGAAAGCAUCUAUUUAUCAAAAGACUAUAGUGGAGAUCCUAUUUUCCCUGGUAAUGUUCCUAGCAUGGAACAUAUAUUUUCAAUUUACUGUGGACUAUAUCAUUGAGGGGACUCACGCACCGGCAAAUCCUAGAAACUGCUCGUGGCUAACUGUGGGGAACCUGUGGAACCAAACAACUGAAGUUCGAAUACUUUAUGCUUUUGACAGAGCUGUUGGUAUGCUAACCACAAACACAAACAUGAAUCUUCUAGAACAGAAGGGUUGCUUUGAAAACUUUAUUGUUACUUACUGGAUUUUUUCUAAGAUUUUCAUAUACCAUUACGCUUUAAAAUAUAUACUGGCAUUGUUCGGUAGAGAGUCUGCUAGAGCCCAUUAUUAUAUGAUGAAGAAACAGCUGCAGACAUACAUGGUGCAUAGAAACUUUCCGCCAAGGCUCAAGAGCAAAAUCCUCAAGUUUUAUGCUAUUAGAUUUCAGUCGAAAUAUUUCGAGGAAUCUCGAAUGCUCGGCUGUGUGUCUGGUCAGCUAAGAGAAGACAUCCUCAUGCACACUGGGCGUCAGUUAGUAAGAGAACUGGAAUUUUUGAAGCAGCUGCCAAGCUCCUUGUUGGUGCAAAUCGCUUUUAAACUACGAGUCGUCAUAUACAUCGCUGGUGAUAUCAUUUUCAAAAUUAAUACUGUAGGCGAUUGCCUCUACUUCAUCGACAGAGGGACAGUAGCCAUCUACUCAGACUCCGGCAAGGAGAUCUGUCACCUAGAAGACGGUGAUUUCUUUGGAGAAAUAGCAUUGGUAAUGAAGCACCAUUUCAGAACAGCUUCGGCUAUAGCAGUAACCAAUUGUGAGUUAUUUAGACUAGAUAGGGAACAUUUUGACGCGACAAUAGCGUAUUAUCCGACUGUGUAUAAUAGCAUUAAAGAGGUUGCGACUAGUAGAUUUGAGAGGACGUGUGUGUUGGACGAGCACCACAAGGCUGAACUGAGAACAGCUGAAGAGAGUGAAAGAUGAAUUGUGAUUGGUUGAAUUUAGCUCCUUGAUUGUGAUUGGUUUUGUUUUGUGGACUUUGAUUGGUUGCCAAUUGCCUUACUCGGUGUUACCUACUUUUUUAUGUUGAUCUCCAAAUUGUGUUUUGAUAGAACAUUGUGUGAUCAAUUCAAAUUAAAUUCAAGAUUUUUGGUUUUAAGUCCUUGACUGCCAAUAAAAAACUGUUGAAGGCAAAUCCUCCGCUAACGUCGGUCACCGGUGACCACCGGCGACCGGCGUUCAAUGUGUUAAUAAUAAUUAAAGCUACAAUUUUGUUUAAGUAGAACAACUAUUUUAUGUAAGUGCUAAGGUCUAAGUUUAAAUAAAACAUGUCAGAUAUUUUCAAAUUCGUUUUUAUUUAAAACCAGCCACCAUGUAAGACAAAGCGGAAUCUUCUGAUAUUAAAAAAUAGACAGUACCUGUGAUUAUUUCAUGCAAUUAAAUAGUGGCAUAGUGAUGGAAACUCAUCUUUAAAACCGACAAGGUUUAUAAAAAAAUUCGUUUAAAAAUUUGAAAUAAUCACAGUACCUACGCUCUAUAACUUGUAGAUUGAUAAGAUAGCUGAAAUAUUUCAUAGCCUCGGCUACUGGGUACAAUGGUUACAAUCAACUCUAAAUGCAUAAGACUUUUUUUUCAAAGACAUUAAAAAAAGUAGCUUCGUAAUAACCAUAAUCUGGGAUUUUUCUUUCUAACACCAUUUCACAUUAUUAUAUGACAGUCCCGAUCCUAUUAUAUAAUAGUAUAGUCAUAUGACUGUAUCAGUAUUAUAUAGUUAUAUAAUUAUAUCGGUAUCAUAUAAAAGGAUCGACACUGUCAUAAUAUUAUAGGGCCGUAUAUAAUAUGAUAGCUCCGAUCCUGUAAUAUAACAGUACCGAUCCUAUAAUAUGACCGUACCGAUCCUAUUAUAUUAUGACAGUACUUACCAGACAGAAACCUUAUGCAAAAAAGCUGAAAGUAUCCACCGUAUAAGUCAAUAUUUUUAUAAUGUCUUAUAAUAUUAUUUAUUCACAUAAUGACUUAUUUCUUUUCACUCCGUUACAUACAAACAUCAGUCAAUCGCUUUUGGCAAGCAACCUAAUAAACUCAUGUAGGAAGGAUAAUACAUACAUAUAGAAAAUGGACGAUGGAGUAUAAUAUAAAGGAAGGAUCUAUUUAGACUUGCUGUAGAAAAUUUAUAUAGAGGAGGUUUCAUUUACUCAUGUAUUAAAACUUUGUUUCCCUAAUAUCCAUCCAGUAAAUGAUUUUUCUUCGAAAUCUCUAUAUAUACGAAUUUGCUAUAGUGGAUUCAGUUCCAGUCAUCUCUUGUAAUAGUUAAGGAAUUUGAAUACUCAAGUCGAAUGUAUGUAAGAAAUUAUAGUGUGAUCAGUAAGUUCAUAACCUCGAUACAGGUGUAGACACCAUCAUAAUUUGAUUGAACACCAAGCUAUUUGUCAUUUUUAUAUUUUGGACUCUACUACAAUACCAUAAGGUUGAAAUUAUAUAAAAUAAUUUAGCUUGGUAGCUUGUUGUACAGGCUCUUCGGUACACCAAGCGUUUUGAUAUCUGUUAUAAAGAUUAGCUCAGUCAGUUCUCUAUGUCCACGAAGGCAUGAAGUAUUAAUAAGGAGUUGGAAAGAAGGAUAUAUUAUAAACAUUUUAUUCAGACUAUCAUGAGCAACGCCAAUGAUACGAUAAGAGAAACCCUAGUAUGAGUUUGCUUUACGUAUAAAGUAGUCGAAAUGAGAAUGCUUUCGGCGCUCUGAUCGGGCAGCUCGAAUAAACCAACCAAUCAGAGUGUCGAACGCGCUCUAGUUUCUAUUUUCUUUCAAUCUCGUUAUACGUAAAGCAAACCUGUACUAAAGGUACAGUACAGUCACUAUCUAAUAACCUAUCUAAUCCAUCGGUUUGUUCAAACGUAGUUCAAAUAAAUCUAUUGACAGAAUGGACGUAAUUCAUGGAAGAGAGAUAAUUUUUACAUUUUUUAAUUUACUCGAAAUAUCACAACCAAAAUAAAUAAACUCUUAUAUCUAUACAAAUGAUAUUGUUGAGUG